AUGAAUAGCAUUCCAAGAACUAUUCUUACAAUUUCAACGGAUCGAUAUGCCAAAGAAAAACGCAAAAUUUUAGAUACGGGUCAAAGGGCAUUCUCGACUUCUAAAGAUCAACAGCAUCUAGAUGAAUUAAAGGCCGAUAUAUUUAAUGCUAUUUUGAAAGUGAAAGAGUUAUAUUUGUAUCCACCUCUUAAGCUCAAUGUUUCAACCAGUUCCCAUGCAAUCACUGAUGUUACCCAAGUUGUUUUUUGGUUCGACGUGAUGACUCACAGAACUUUUGCCCAGUGCAUGCGGGACGCCGACUUUGUUAAUGGUCUUAGUGAUUUUCGGCGCCAUCUUAUUUUCCCUGCAUCAUAUGCUGAACACGAAAUUGAAAGCCUUAUGGAUAAGAACCAUUCGACAACCUUGGAGGAUAACUAUAAAUUAAUAUCUGAAGAGGAAUUAUCUCAGAGAAUUGAAAGUUUAAAUCUGCCAUAUGUAACGCACCACCUUUACCCAUACUAUCCUUAUUUGCAAAAGGGAUUAAUGAAAACGACAUAUGUAAAAGGCGCGCAUUUGCUCGCGACGUCGAUAACUUCUUUAAAGAGCAUUUACGCGACCUCUCACGGUUGGAUCAAUCCAAGAGUUCACUCAGUCAUGGUUACGAGAGACACUACUGUUUCUCAAAAACUUCAUUCCGUUGACAUUAAGACUCUGGAGAACGCCUACCGAACUUGGAUAACAGAAGGAGAGACUAUGCAAAUGUUAGAUGGAUUAUCGCUCCGAGCGCUCGAUCCUGACUUUUUAUCCAAGGUCCUAGCAUCAAUAAUGACGGAUCCAAACCGUCAACUACUUGCCAAGUCUGUUAUCGGUUUAGAGAGCUCAGUACAACGGGAAUGUAUAUGUCAUAUCGCCAUUCUGUGUUUAACGGAUAGCCAAUUGACCUCCUUAUACUGGAUUCAGGGCAUAGGGUCUACAGCUCAGAAAUACAUCACCAGGCGCACAAGUUUCGAUAAAAAAAUCACGUUACUUGCUUUGAUGGUUCGCAAAUCGUCAUCAUUAAUACCAAACAUUCGGACAAGUCUCGAAGAAAUGUUUCGCCAAAUUCCUGGCUGCACAGAAGAUUUAGACUUUAUGACGAUAGAACAAAAGGAUGUACACCUACUGGUGAACGCUUUCUCAUCCUUUAAUGAUGAUUUUCGACCGCGGGCAGAGAUUAUCUCAGAAUCUAAAAACAUACAUGUACCCGCGGCAAGUCUUUAUCAGUUUACAUGUGAAAUUUUAGCUGCUGAAAAUGAAACUUUUCCUAUCAAAGUAUCAAACUUACGCCAAGCCCUUCUUGCAUCAGCAGUUGAUUCAGCUUACGAUCCAGAUACUAAAAUGUUUGAUAACGUCAAUGGGGUAGUUUCCUCCACUUCAAUGACUUUAAAGAAAUCCAAAAGUGGAAUGCGAUGUCAAAAAUAUUCAAAAGAAUUUAACACCAUUCCGGAACGAAUUACACCGCGCGAUGAAGCGUUGCUCGAAUUUAACCAGCAAGCCGCUAUCUCGAAGCAAGAUAGUGUGAAGAGGAACGGGAAUACAAAGAAAAACACUUAUAAUAAUACCGUGGAAGACUUUGGUCAGCAAAUCAAAUUCAACUCAAGUUUUGGAAGUGUUGAAAGUGACCAACUAUUCAAUGAUACAUGGAAGAAUGUGGAACAAUCUCACGAAAAUUUCAUGAAAAGCAUUGGAAACACUAACCAACUUGAAAAACUAGUAAAUUCAUUUAAUGAAGCAAUCAAAGGAGGCCAGAGCACGGUCAAUUCUCAAAACCCAGGUUUUGAACAGAAGUUUAACAGAAAAUUCUGGGUGUCACUUGAGAUGCCCGCUACAUUGGCCACAGAGGGUAUCGUGGUGAACUACGAUAUUGUUGCCAGUUUAAUUGUUGUAAAACCUCACGGUAUUAAAAGAACAAUCAAAAACGCUCUUAAUAAUUCGGCAGAUGUUGACUCGGUCAGACCCGAUUCUACUCAGAAGUUCUCGAAGAGGUCAAAAAAAAUCACGAAUAAAAUUUGCACCGAAAUCAAAAUAGAUAAAUCUAUGCAAAUUGAGUAUGGCAAAACGCAUAGUUGGCUUCAGAGGUUAUGCGAUGGGCUUUUCAAUGUUGUUGGAAAUUUGAGCCAUUCUCAGACCGAAUUUUUGCCACAGAUUAAUAAUUUUAAUCCAAUUGAGACGCGUCUUCGGAAGCAUGCUGAUCAAAUAAUCGAAGCGAAAUGGGACACAUUGGAAGGUUGCACUGCGCGUUGUCCUACUUGUGAUUCAAAAUGUGAAGAUAUUAAAGGCACCAGACAUACACAUCGUACCUCUGCACAUGUGAUCACGGCUUUUGGAGGAUAUAGGAAUGUGCACAGCAGAGAAACAGGCUUGGUUGUUUGUUCUGAAAAAGCAGCACACGAGUCGCUUUGGAAAAAGCCUAAAGAUGUUGCGGAUAGCGAGAUAAGAAAUAUGCGUGGUGUAUGGUGGCAUCUUAGAGAGGAAUGGUGUGAAAAAUAUGGUAUGAAGGAAAUAACGCCAGCGGAUUGGAAUUUCAAUGAUCCUAUCCGUUACAGAAAGAAUUCUCAACCAUCAUCGCCAUCGGAGAAAGAAUCGUCAUCAUCAGAGGAAACGUCACCGGAAGAUUUAGAAGAUGCAAUGGUUGAACUAACAAUUUGGUGCCCUGAUGAAAGAUUCAACGAGAAGAAUCAAAGCAAUGAAGCCGGCGGCGAUGUUGAAAGAAGGAAUCGCCGAAAACUGGCGAACAAAGAACCCACAAAGUCAACCUCGAAAAUAAUGAAACCACAAAUGAAGGAUAAACUUAGACCGGGAGACAAGAUAGUGCAAGACAUAUACCUACAACUGGCGAAAAUCGAGGAACUCUUCCCAGUCGACUCUCACGAAGAACUAGAGGAAACCACACAAGGAGAUCAAGGCUUCGGAUCCACGGACCGACCAGUUAUUAUAAAUUAUUUAUAA
Molecule: messenger RNA, 2967 nt
Organism: Ambispora gerdemannii
Lineage: Eukaryota; Fungi; Glomeromycota; Glomeromycetes; Archaeosporales; Ambisporaceae
Source: the annotation of a GenBank genome assembly